CACUGCUAAGGAUGUCUGGGAGGCGGUUAGAGAAAGUUAUUUUGAUGUAGAAAAUGCCUUUCAGAUUUUUGAAUUAAAAAUUAAACUGUGGAAAGUGAGACAGGGAGAGAGCGGUGUUACUCUUUUCUAUAAUGAGACGGUUUCCUAGUGGCAAGAACUAGAUCAGUGCUAUAAUGAUGAAUGAGAAUGUUCGAAGUAUAGCGUAAAAACAAUAAAAAAGGAAUAAAGUGAAACGGUAUAUCCAUUUUUAGCAGGGUUGAAUCAAGAUUUUGACGAACUUCGUUCACGACUUCUUGAAAAAAAUCCGCUGCCCACUUUGAGGGAAACAUUUUUUGAAAUUAGGCGUGAAGAAACAAGGAGGAAUGUUGUGCUAAAAAAAAUUUCAAUCUAGAAUCAAAAAAUAUAGUCAUCUGCUUUAGUUGCUGCGAAAGAUGAGAAUGAUAAGAAAAAAAGCUAUGGUGUGAUUUUUGCAAAAAAUACUAGCACACUCGUGAGACUUGCUGGAAGAUCCAUGGAAAACCGCCCAUCUGGAACAAAAAAAGGGCAGAAAACCAUGGCAAUCAAGCAUUUCAGUGUACCAGCGAAGAACUGGGGUUGAAAUCUUCUUCAUAAAUGCCACCAUUCACCAAGAAACAGCUAGAGCUACUGCACAAACUUCUUCAAUCUCAACUCCAAUCCAGUAAACCUAGUCCUUCUACUCCCAUUUGUUCUUUUACCCAAACAGGUAAUGUGCCAUGUGUUUCUUUGAGUAUAGAUUCUACUAGUAUAAGCUCUUGGAUCAUAGAUUCAGGGGCUAGUGAUCACAUGACAUGGAACUCCCAUUUUUUCUCGACUUAUAUACUCCUUUAGCAGGAAAUAAAAAAGUCAAAGUUACUGAUGGUUUCUUCUCAACAAUUGCUGGGAAAGGGAUAGUCAAGCUAACCCCUUUCAUGACUCUUUUUGAUGUCCUUCAUGUUCCAAAAUUGUCUCAUUAUCUUUUGUCCAUCAGCAAGUUGACUCAAAACCUUAAUUGUCGUGCUAUCUUUGACGAUAUUUCAUGUGUAUUUUAGGAUAAGGUCUCGGGGAGGAUGAUUGGCAAUGCUAGAGAGUCUGAAGGUCUCUAUUUUCUUAAAGAUGGUGGCAAUUGAGUAAAUUUUAGUAACUCUAUUCUAGUUGAUAAUAAAGUCAUGUUAUGACACUAUCGCCUUGGUCAUCCUAGUUUUCAUUAUUUGAACCUCUUAUUACCACAAUUAUUUAUGAAAAAAACUACAUCCUUUUUUCAAUGUGAAUUUUGAAAUGGCUAAACACAACCGUUCAUUUUUUUCAUCCCAAAGUUGCCAUGCCACAAAACCCUUUAAGUUAAUCCAUAGUGAUAUUUGGGGACCUUCUAGGAUAGCAACCGCAAAUGGAAAAAAGUGGGUUGCAUGUUUCAUAGGUGAUCACACUAGACUAACUUGGGUGUACCUAUUGAAAGACAAGGGGGAAGUAAAACAUAUAUUUGAGGCUUUUUAUGUUAUGGUUGAGACAAAAUUUCAUGAGAAGAUUCAAAUAUUUCUGAGUGAUAAUGGGAGAGAGAUUUUUAAUGACCACCUAAGCAAUUUUUUACUUCUAAGGGAAUAGUGCACCAAAGUUCAUGUCCGGAUACACCCCAACAAAAUGGAUUAGCGGAGAGAAAAAAUAGGCACCUUAUGGAAGUAACUAGAGCCUUAAUGUUCACAAGUGGAGUCCCUAAAUUUCUUUGGGAGAAGCUUUUCUGACAUCCACCUAUCUUAUUAAUAGGAUGCCUUCCCGUGCUCUAAGUUUUAAAACCCCUUUCCAUAUGUUCAAGACAUACUUCCCUACUUUUAGAUUGACGACUGAUCUGUCUUUGAGAGUUUUUGGGUGUAGUGUAAUUGUUCAUUUUCAUGAUCAUAAUAGGAGUAAACUUGAUCCACGUGCAAAAAAUGUGUUUUUGUUGGCUAUGCCCCUAGUCAAAAGGGUUACAAAUGUUAUGACCCAAUUACUAGAAAGGUUAUUGUCACAAUGGAUGUCACCUUUUUUGAAUCACAACUGUUUUUUGAAGCUCAUCUUUAGGGGGAGAAACAUAGUGAAGAUUCGAUGGAUGAUAACGAUCUUAUUGACCUCGACCUCACAUGUGAGGAAUGAAAGGAUCCAAGUUUUAUGAUAGAUACAGGAAAUAGUUUUUUUAGUAAUAAUAACCUAGAUAAGGUAAGAGAUCCUAACUUAAAUAAUGAAAAUAAGGAUACUGAGGCAAUAGAGCAUUUUCAUGAUACAAUUAAUGACAAAAACAGGGAACAAACAAAGGAAUUACAAGUUUACAUGAGAAGAAACCGGAAUUAAGAAAAAGAUAUCAAGGACUCUCAUUAGAACCAAAUGUCCGCCCCGCAAGAUCUUACUGAUACACAAGGUAAUGCUCCAGAACCUAACUCUGAUUUACCUCUUGUUAGUUUAGACCUUGAUCUUCCAAUUGCCAAAUGUAAAGGGGUAAGAAAAGUCACCAACUAUCCCAUGUCAAAUUUUGUGUCAUAUGGAAACUUAUCCCCUUCCUAUAUAACUUUUCUUUCUCAAUUAUUUGGAAUGGAGAUACCGAGAAAUGUGCAGGAUGCUUUGAACGUUCCCGAGUGGAUGGAGGCAAUUUUUGAGGAGAUGAACGCUCUGGAGAGAAAUGAAACCAGGAAAAUGGUGGAACUACCUCGUGGAAAGAAACCAGUGGGCUGCAAGUGGAUGUUCACCAUCAAAUUUAAAUCAGAUGGGUCCCUAGAGAGGUAUAAGGUGCGUUUGGUAGCAAAAAGAUUCACUCAGACUUACGAGAUUGACUAUCUUGAGACAUUUGCUCCAGUUGCCAAAUUGAAUUCAAUAAGGAUUCUUCUGACCAUUGCAACCAACCUUGAUUGGCCCCUCCGACAACUAGACGUGAAGAAUGCAUUCUUGAAUGGAAAACUCGACGAAGAAGUCUACAUGGACCCUCCUCCCGGUUUUGAAGAAAGGUAUAAAACUAGAGUGUGCAAGCUAAAGAAAUCUCUCUACGGGCUCAAAACAAUAUCCAAGAGCUUGGUUUGAGAGGUUUACUCAGUUUGUGAAAAAACAAGGGUACACUUAAGGGCAAGCAGAUCAUACCAUGUUUAUUCGAUAUUCUCUUGAGGGAACGACAACUAUUCUGAUAGUGUAUGUUGAUGAUAUUAUACUUACAGGAGAUGACUUGUCCAAAAUGGAGAAUUUAAAGAAACAGUUGGACUCGGAGUUUGAGAUUAAAGAUCUGGGCUAGUUGAAAUAUUUUCUUGGCAUGGAAGUAGCGAGAUCAAAAGAAGGCAUUAUGGUUUCACAAAGGAAAUAUGUACUAGAUCUUCUAAGAGAUGGGAAUGAGUGGUUGUUGUCCAGCUGAAACACCUAUUGAUUUGAAUAUAAAAUUCGAAAAUAAAGAAGGAAAUUCAGUUGACCACACUCAAUAUCAAAGACUACUGGGGAAGUUGAUCUACUUGUCACAUACUUGACCUGAUAUAGCUUUUUCUGUAAGCUUAGUCAGUCAGUUUAUGCACUCUCCAAAGGAAGAGCACCAAGAAGCGGUUUAUAGGAUCCUAAGAUAUCUUAAAAGUUCUUUGGGAAAGGAUUGUUUUUCAGAAAAAGUCCACAUAGGGGCAUUGAAAGCUUUACAGAUGCAGACUGGGCAGGUUCUACUACUGACAGGAGGUCUACAUCUGGAUAUUGUACAUUUAUCUUGUACAUUUAUCUAGGGAAAUCUUGUGACAUGGAGGAGUAAAAAGCAGAAUGUUAUAGCCCGCAACAGUGCUGAAGCUGAAUACCGAUCUAUGGCCUAUGGGAUUUGUGAAAUGUUUGGCUCAAGGAAUGAUGAAAGAACUCAAAAAACCGUUUGGUUUACCAAUGAAGUUGUACUGUGACAAUAAAGCGGCCAUAAGUAUUGCUCACAAUCCAGUUCAACAUGAUAGGACAAAACAUGUUAAAGUGGAUAAGCACUUCAUAAAAGAGAAGAUUGAAGAAGGAAGUGUGUGUAUGCCUUUCGUCCCAACAAAUCAGCAAAUUGCAGAUAUUUUCACAAAAGGCUUGUUUAAAUAAAAAUUUGAAAUUCUUGUAAGCAAGUUAGGCAUGACAAAUAUUUACAUGCCAACUUGAGAGGGAGUGUUGAUUUGUGAAUAUUUGUGAUUUGAUUUUGUAGGAUCUUAAUUAAUCUGAUAAAAUCAUAUCUGAUUUGCUGUAGAUAGUUUAGGUAAUUAGAUCGAAAAGAUCACAUCUUGAUUGUCAUAUAUGCUAGAAUCAAGCGAUUUGAUUCUGUUAUGUUUGCUUUUCUGUACUAUAAAUUUGUAUCUCAGAUGAAUAAAAUGUACACUUUUGGUACUAAUUACAGUUGCUCAUUUUGUUUUUUGAAUCACUAAGCAUCCGUAUAUGUCUUCUUGUUAUUUAGUCUGCUUUGCGUACCAAUACAUGUAUAUGUACUGACGUCCCUACAUUUGGGGGUGCCACAUCUUUGUAUAUACAGGAUUAGGUACACCAGGUUGUAGACUUUUAUAUUAGGCACUCGUUUCAAUUCGACAGAGCAGUUGAAACUAGAACAGCAUGUGCAGACAUUAUCUCACGCACGAGAAGAAGACAAAAAUCUCACCCAGAAGCUGAAAAGCGAGCUGGAGAACUGUUCCCAAGAGAUAGAUUAUCUGCAGGAUCAGCUGAAUUUGAGGAAUGAAGAGAUGGAUUCUCUAAGUGAGUGUGUAUGCAGCCUUCAGUUGAAACUUGCGAACCUUGAAAAUAUGGAAGAAGAGGUUACAAGGUUAAGGGAAGAGUUGGAAAUGUCAAAUGCUGAACGCUUCUAUUUGUUGCAGCAGUUGGAAAACAAAGAGUUAGAGAUAGAGGGAUCAGCUUUGUGCAUAGAGAGACUAGAGGAGUCAAUAGCAUCUGUAGGUCUAGAGCAUCAAUUUGAAAUAGAGAGUAUGAAGCUUGAUUUGAUAGCUGUGGAGCAGAAUUAUUUCGAAGCUAAGAAAUCCCAGGAUGAAACAGCUCAAGAUAGUGCUAUGAUGAAUGAGCUUAUUCAUGACCUCGAACUUCGAAUCCAUGAUGCAGAAAAGGUUAUUGGAAGUUUAGAAAAGGAAAAUGAAAAUCUUAGGGAACAAGUCCAGGCAUCUGAAUUGAAUGCCAAAACAUUUUCUGAAAAAGUGGAGAAGCUAUUUCGUGGUUUGCUAGCGAACAAUGAUGACAGCUCCCCACGUAAAGAAGAUGACAGUGCUUCUGGCUGCUGUGGCGACAUUUUGGGUCCACUCCUUAUCAAACUGGCUACUGUAGGGCCAUCAGAUGUCGACUUAACUGACAAGAUGAGGGAAACGGCAGGUCAAAUAAAGAAUUAUGAAUCACUUGUAAAUCAGCUUAAGGAAGAGCUGAGAAUGGAAAAGCUAAAAGCCAAAGAAGAAGCAGAGGAUUUAGCUCAAGAAAUGGCUGAGCUGCGAUAUCAGUUGACUGAGUUGCUGGAAGAAGAACGCAAACAUCGCGCAUGUGUGGAACAAUUAUCUUUACAACGAAUAGCUGAGUUAGAAGCACAGGUUGAAAAAGAAAGGAUGAAAUCCUUCACCGAAGCAGAUAGUAAAUCUAUCACUGUUUUCGAACAUGUCAGUGAAGCAUAAAGAGAGGUCAGUUGUGGUAAUUUGGUGCAUGUCUGCUGGUGGAGCGUGUGUAAGAUCUGGUAUCUAUCUUGACUUGUAUUUCGUUCAAGGUGUUUCCUGAAAAUAAAUUAAUUUGAUUAAGAGAACGAACAGUGCAGCAACUGCCAAGGAAUUCUGGUCAAUAGUGUUGUAUUAUCACCUUAUCAAAUGGUGAUACGGUUAAAAAGUUCAGUUUGCUUCAUUGUUUUUGGAACGAGUUUACGUGCAUAAGAAUGAGCUUUCUAUUUCCAGAUAGAAGACUGCUAAUGCUUGAUGGAAUCAGUGUUGACUUUCAUGUGCUUGACAGCUUGUUCAGUGGCAGAGUCAUAAUUUUCAUUGAGGGGUUCAAACAUGAGCACACGAACUAGCCGAAGGGGUUCAACAUCUACUAUAUAUACAUAAAAAAUAAUUUUAACUGUGCAUUAAUAGCGUAGUUUUCAGCCGAAGGGGGUUCAUGGAUCCUCAUUGUAUGCCCCUGAACUUGUUGGUUCCAGAUAAACCGGGUUAUCUGGACUGCACAGUUUGGUUGGCUUGCACAUACCGGCCCAGGCUGUGCAGAUUUAUAUUUUUCUUGGUGAACCAUGUAAGUAUUCAUGGAAAUGUAAUUUACUUGAAAGGGUGCUGCUUGAAUUGUA
Messenger RNA from Capsicum annuum, 6253 nucleotides. Its product is annotated as rho-associated protein kinase 1. The coding region runs from base 4677 to 5600 and encodes 307 amino acids. The record is from RefSeq and is a predicted model, not a curated record. Lineage: Eukaryota; Viridiplantae; Streptophyta; Magnoliopsida; Solanales; Solanaceae. The transcript has 6 exons.